Molecule: messenger RNA, 1138 nt
Organism: Coregonus clupeaformis (lake whitefish)
Lineage: Eukaryota; Metazoa; Chordata; Actinopteri; Salmoniformes; Salmonidae
Product: transcription cofactor vestigial-like protein 2
Exons: 4
Coding region: 279-905 (208 amino acids)
Biological process (GO): regulation of transcription by RNA polymerase II
Cellular component (GO): nucleus
Source: RefSeq, a predicted model, not a curated record
UUGAGCGCUGGAUGUGUUGAAUAGAGGCUGCAAUAAACGGAGAGUUUGAUGUUUCCUCCACCAAUCUGGAAACUUGAGAGCACGAAGAUCUUCACAGGUUGUGUUAUAUCAGCAGCAUUUGAAGAAUGACAGUGCUGUGGUCAAAGGAACAAUAUUUUGAGUAAUUUUUGGCAAUUGCAUGUAGGCAACUACAUCAAAGGUUCCUUCAAUCAAUCAAACCAGGAACUUGGUCCUUGGUCAGAGGAGCUCACCUGCUCAGGAUCUGAGUUGAGUCAGCGAUGGCAGGACGUUCAGGUAGCCCCCAAGAAGUUGUAAAGAUAGAGGAGCAGUCUGAUAGAGUCAUCUUCACCUACUUCCAGGGUGACAUCGGUAGCAUGGUGGACGAACACUUCACCCGUGCCCUCAGCAAGGCCAGCAACAACAAGGCCCCCAGCGGGAAGGGCAAAAAGAGCCGCAAGGCUGUCAAAUCUGAGUCUGACUCAACGUCUUGUCAGUGGGGUGUCUCAACCCCAUCCUGGUCCGAAGGCCACUUUGCCCCUGUCUCUGGUUCCCUCCAGCUGAGCAGCACCAAGGAGUCCAGCUCCAGCCACCCCCUGGCCCUCGACUCCCCAGAAGAGAGCACCAGCCCCUGGGCCUUCACCUCCAGGCAACAUGGUGGUCUGGGCCUGCCCGCCAUGGCCUUUCCCCAUGCCAUGUCCCCUGAGGGCCUGGGGGUCACUGGACAGCAUUACACCAACUCCCUGCUGAAUCUCCUCCACAGUGACCGGUCAGAGGUGGCUGCAGGCAUGGCCUCAGGCUCCAAACCAGAGCUCUUCCCUAGCUGGACGGGUCACCCUGGCUUCAGAGACCCCAUGGACCCUGACUCAGGAAUAGUUCUGGAGAAAAAGGACCUGUAUUGGUAUUAAAUGAAGCGUCACUGCGCAGGGAAGAGAGAGAAGAGUCUUCAACACAUGCAUGCUGUGUUCACCCCUCUGGUUAUUAGACAAUUUCCUGCCUAACAGGCCUCCUCCACAGCCACUCUCAGAAGGAUAUCAGUUCCUUGAAAUGCAACAGCUGGAACGGCCUCUCAGAAACAAAACACUUUCUGACUAACCUGUUUUGCAAACCAGAUCAUAAUUCACUUCAAGGACCGGUGGGU